AUGCCUGAAGAACCAAAGAAGACACCUCCGGUAUUGUCCAAGAAAGAUAAGAGGAUUGGUGUGUUGCAUUUGCAGGAGGCGCGUCUGGUUGAGGUCGAGAACUAUAGGAAGAAGCUAAUCAAGGUGGAGUCGGAGCUUUGGUCUCUUGGAGAAGAGAUCGGAUGUGUUGGUGAUGUGAGUGGUGGUGGCACAUGUGACGGGUGA
Eruca vesicaria subsp. sativa (arugula) is the source of this 204-nucleotide messenger RNA. The record is from the annotation of a GenBank genome assembly. Lineage: Eukaryota; Viridiplantae; Streptophyta; Magnoliopsida; Brassicales; Brassicaceae.